CGGCUCAGCGCUGUCUUCCCUGCACCCCCUACCCCUCCCGGAGAGGGGGCGCUGCGGCCACCUAGGACGCCGCACGGGACCCACUUCCCCCUGCGGGCUUGGCCCGCCGAGAGCCUGAGAGCGGGAUCUAUUUACACCGGGCACCAAUUAGCCUUUGAGGGAUCGUUCACCCACGUGCCAAUGUGAUUGCCUGUGUCAGGAGGGCGGGCGCGCCAACCGCGUCCCUGUGGAGAGACCCCCACCGCCGCGGCGCCGGGAAAUCCAGCGCGCCCCCGAGCGAACCCCGUCGGCCGGGCAGCACCUCGGACAGCGCCCGCGGCUGCAAGCUGGUGCGGCUCGCCGGCCACUGGCGGCGCGGGUGGAGGUGCAGCAGCUGCGUGUGCCCGCAGCCUCCACAUUUUCCCUACCCCACCCUCCCUCGGAAACUCCAACUGCCAGUGCCUAGCUUAUUUUUCUUCCUUCUGAAAGGCCAGCGUCUUAUCGGUCAAGUUCAAGUCCCUAGGACUGGCCCAGUGUCCUGUCCUUAAGUCAUUUCUACCAUCCUCCCGUGACCGCGGAGAGCCGGGAGCCCUGCGCUGCUGGUCCCAGCGCCGGCUCUCGCAGUCCCAGUCUGUCCGGAGCAGCAUCUCGGCGCGUUCACCUCUCUCUCUCUCUCUCUUUCCCUCUCUUUCUCCCUUCCUCUGUUUCUUCCUCCACUUCCCCCUCCUUCUCCUGCCUCUUAAGUUUUCUGCACCGUGAAUCCAACUGUGCCAAGCCUAGGCUCCCGCGAACCAAUCCCGAGUGCGACCCUGGCACUGGGACACCGACUCCGCCGAGGCUGGAAGAAACAGCCGGACCCGUCCGCGCCGGAGCAUGGAGACGGAGCGCCAGGGAGGGCACGUCCGGGGCGCUGAAGACGCCAGGCCCCAGUAGCUCCUCCAUGGAGCCUGCCCAGAGCGGUCCCUGCUCGCCAGCGUCGCCCCCAGUCCUGUGCGGCUGCUGAGAGCGCUCCUUGCUCCGUAAAGUGGAUGUCAGGUGGAUCUAUGUUUUUGAAGGAACAAAGACUCAGCGAAGGCACCGCCAAGGAAGUUUGAGACGCGGGAGGAUGCAGGCUGCGUGCUGGUACGUGCUUCUCCUCCUGCAGCCCACCGUGUACUUGGUGACAGGCGCCAAUUUAACAAACGGUGGGAAAUCAGACCUUCUGAAAUCAGGAAGCAGCAAAUCCACACUCAAGCACAUAUGGACAGAAAGCAGCAAAGACUUAUCUAUCAGCCGGCUCCUGUCACAGACUUUCCGUGGGAAAGAAAAUGACACAGAUUUGGACCUGCGCUAUGAUACCCCAGAACCUUAUUCGGAGCAAGACCUCUGGGACUGGCUGAGGAACUCCACAGACCUUCAAGAGCCUCGGCCCAGGGCCAAGCGAAGGCCCAUAGUUAAGACGGGCAAGUUUAAGAAAAUGUUUGGAUGGGGUGAUUUUCAUUCCAACAUCAAAACAGUGAAGCUAAAUCUAUUGAUAACUGGGAAAAUUGUAGAUCAUGGCAAUGGGACAUUCAGUGUUUAUUUCAGGCAUAAUUCCACUGGUCAAGGGAAUGUAUCUGUCAGCUUGGUGCCCCCUACUAAAAUCGUGGAAUUCGACUUGGCACAACAAACCGUGAUUGAUGCCAAAGAUUCUAAGUCCUUCAACUGCCGCAUUGAAUAUGAAAAGGUUGACAAGGCUACCAAGAACACACUCUGCAACUAUGACCCUUCAAAAACCUGUUACCAGGAGCAGACCCAAAGUCAUGUUUCCUGGCUCUGCUCCAAGCCGUUUAAGGUGAUCUGUAUUUACAUUUCCUUUUAUAGUACAGAUUAUAAACUAGUUCAGAAAGUGUGCCCCGACUACAACUACCACAGCGACACACCAUACUUCCCCUCGGGAUGAGGAUGAACAAGGGCAUGAGACUGAAGCCUGAGGAGUUAAAGGUCAUAUGGCAGGGCUGUCACCUCAAAGAGGAAGGUCCUAUCUGUUGCCUGGAAUGUGUCUACACUGCUGCUCUCGUCAACUGGCUGCAAAUACGUUAGUGGAAAAUAAUCCGAUGUUAUUUCUGCCCAGUCAGCUUCAUCUCUCGGUAUAGUUGUAAUCACCACCCUGGCAGACACACUCUCACAUAUAGAGGUACACAAACACACACAUUUGUGCACAUUUCAACUGCAUCCGUCAUGAUUCCUGUUGAGAGGGCUUUCAUUGUCUGACUCAAUGGUUCAGGAUCAACUAUCAUGCAACAAAAGGAUUAACUAGACAGAGAAUGUUUCUAACACUCACUGUUAUGGAAAUCUCUUAAAGUCUUGAGUCCAUGCUAAUCGAUAACCCCACUCAUGCAUUCCUACUGCUUGGAGUAGCUGUACUGGUAAAUACUACUGUAGGAGUAUAUGCUUGUUAAAAUGGAAAAACGUGUCUUAGAGCUCAGUAUUCUUUAUUUUAUGAACACAACAAAGUGUAGUAACUUUUUUCCAGCAUAUAGUAGGCACAUUCAAGGUGAUACAAGAUGGCUCUUUUUUUUCUCUGGAGGGAGCCUGUUCUCAGUAAAGAUGAGCAAACAUUUGGAAUUUACAUGUGGGCAGAUGUCGGGAUGACAGCUUUCAUCACCAGUCUUUGGACUUUGGCGAAGUUGAGAACAGCUAAGGCCACUUAAAACAAGUUCUGAUCAUUAACUAAGAAGGAAAAUUCCUGGCAGACACCAUGUAAGUUAUAAGUGUCUGUCUUAUCUUUACUACACAUAUUGUAACAAAUUCAAUAUCCUAGUCUUCAUUUGUAUGAAUGGUUUGUAUUGUACAUAGUUUAACCAAGUGUUAUUUGAGCUGCUUAUUAAUAUUAAAUUGUACUUGUCUCUCUGCUUGUCAUUGGUUAAAAAAGAAAAAAAAGGAUAUGAGGAACCCAUUUUAUCAAUGUAGCUGUGAACUCCAUUAAAAAGACAAACUUAAUGUACAAAGCAUUUAUUCAGCUCAAGUAUUGUUGAAAGCUAUACAUAUACAACAUUACAGUCUGUCUGUAUUUAGAUAUUUUAUUUCUGGAUAAAAUGAAUUGUACAUAAAAUAAAACACUUAAAAGUUGAGUUUCAAUA
Messenger RNA from Oryctolagus cuniculus (rabbit), 3080 nucleotides. RefSeq names its product neurexophilin 1 (gene NXPH1). The record is from RefSeq and is a predicted model, not a curated record. Gene Ontology annotation, molecular function: signaling receptor binding. Lineage: Eukaryota; Metazoa; Chordata; Mammalia; Lagomorpha; Leporidae.